This is a messenger RNA of Morone saxatilis (striped sea-bass), 4825 nucleotides long. RefSeq names its product LARGE xylosyl- and glucuronyltransferase 2 (gene large2). Gene Ontology annotation, molecular function: glucuronosyltransferase activity; xylosyltransferase activity. Gene Ontology annotation, biological process: protein O-linked glycosylation via mannose. The record is from RefSeq and is a predicted model, not a curated record. NCBI's taxonomy places the organism in Eukaryota, Metazoa, Chordata, Actinopteri, Moronidae.
AGAAUUGGGACAAAAGUCUGCUGAGGGAGAGAAAGGAGCUCUGGAGUUUAUUGUCAGUGCCCUGAAAGAGGAGGAUUAGGAGGAGGAGGAGGGGAUGAGGAGGAAGAGUGCUCGUCUCACUCCGUGCAGCUGAACUUGGACUGCGUGUCUAGAUCGCACAGAGUGCAGGAAGGGAAAUAUCCAGAUGAAAUGAUGCUGCAGGGACCCGACGAGGGACUGAGCCCUACCUGAAGCUCCCCCUUCCCUCCCUGGCCGCUCCCUUCUCCUGGCUCCCUGUCUGGCCGACACGCCGGCGGCCCGAGUCCUGGAGCGAGCCGUCCUGGAGUCGCGGGUCCGAGAGGUGGAGGAAGAGAACCGGCAGAUCCGGCUACAGCUCAGCCAAUCGCAAGGCACCGCCGCCCAGUCGCCGGAUGGUAACUAUGGCAACCAGCAGUGGGGAGCCUCUGCGGACACGGGGCAGGAGGACGGCGACAACACGGCGGAGGAAAAGAACAACCACACGGAGUGUCCCCGAUCGCCCACCGUCCAGAAGUGUGAGCUCAUCCACGUCGCAUGCGUUUGUGCCGGUCACAAUGCCAGCAGGGACGUGGUCACGCUGGUUAAAUCUGUCCUCUUUCACAGGAGAAAUCCUCUUCACUUUCAUUUCAUCACAGACACAGUAGCCAAUCGCAUCCUGAGUUCCCUAUUUCAGUCCUGGAUGGUCCCGUCUGUGCAAGUCAGCUUCUACGACGCAGAUGAGCUCAAGUCCGAGGUGUCGUGGAUACCCAACAAGCACUACUCAGGUAUUUACGGCUUGAUGAAGCUGACGCUAACCAAAGCUUUGCCCUCAGACCUGUCAAAGGUCAUCGUCCUGGACACGGACAUCACCUUUGCCACCGACAUCGCUGAGCUCUGGGGCAUUUUUAGGAAGUUCACCGAUAAACAGGUGAUAGGCCUGGUGGAGAACCAGAGUGACUGGUACCUGGGGAACUUGUGGAAGAACCAUAAACCCUGGCCUGCACUGGGACGAGGCUUCAACACAGGUGUGAUUCUUCUCUACCUGGAGCGACUGCGGCGAAUCGGAUGGGAGCAGAUGUGGCGGCUGACCGCAGAGAGGGAGCUAAUGAGCAUGCUCAGUACGUCGCUGGCUGAUCAGGACAUCUUCAACGCCUUCAUAAAGCAGAACCCGGUCCUGGUGCACCAACUGCCCUGCUUCUGGAACGUCCAGCUGUCUGAUCACACCCGCUCCGAGCAGUGCUACACCGAGGUGUCCGACCUCAAGGUGAUCCACUGGAACUCUCCAAAGAAGCUCCGUGUGAAGAACAAACACGUGGAGUUCUUCAGGAACCUCUACCUGACCUUUUUGGAGUAUGAUGGAAACCUGCUGAGGCGAGAGCUGUUCGGCUGCCCAAGUCAGGCCAGUCCAGAGACCGUCCAGCUGCAGGCAGCUCUGGAGGAGCUGGACGAGGAUGAUCAGUGUUACGACUUCCGUCGGGAGCGACUCACAGUUCACCGAGUGCACCUUUACUUCCUGCAGUACGAGUACACGCCCACCGAGGACGACACUGACGUCACACUGGUGGCCCAGCUGUCCAUGGACAGGCUGCAGAUGCUGGAGGCCAUCUGUAAGCACUGGGAAGGUCCCAUCAGUCUUGCGCUCUACAUGUCCGACGCUGAGGCUCAGCAGUUCCUACGCUACGCUCAGGCCUCUGAGGUCCUCAAGAACCGCAAGAAUGUCGGCUACCACAUCGUCUACAAGGAAGGCCAGUUCUACCCCGUUAACCUGGUGAGGAACGUGGCCCUGAAGAACGCCAACACGCCAUACGUGUUUCUGACCGAUGUGGACUUCCUGCCGAUGUACGGUCUCUAUGAUUACCUCAGAAAGUCUGUGGUGCAGCUGGACAUGGUUCACACCAAGAAGGCUCUGGUGGUUCCAGCCUUCGAGACGCUUCGUUACCGCCUGUCCUUCCCCAAAUCCAAAGCUGAGCUGCUCUCCAUGCUGGACAUGGGGACUCUCUACACCUUCAGGUACCAUGUGUGGCCCAAAGGUCAUGCUCCUACCAACUAUGCCAAAUGGCGAACAGCUACCACACCCUAUAAGGUGGAGUGGGAGCCAGACUUUGAGCCGUACGUUGUGGUGAGGCGGGACUGUCCAGAGUACGACCAGCGCUUCGUGGGCUUCGGCUGGAACAAAGUGUCCCACAUCAUGGAGCUGGAUGCACAGGAGUACGACCUGAUGGUCCUCCCCAAUGCUUUCAUGAUCCACAUGCCCCACGCUCCUAGCUUCGACAUCUCCAAGUUUCGCUCCAGCUCCAGCUACCGCAACUGUCUGAACACCCUGAAGGAUGAGUUCCACCAGGACCUGUCCAGGAAGUACGGCUCGGCUGCUCUCAAGUACCUCACUGCCCAGAGGAACAUCUAAAAAAACAAGAACAACACCGAUCUGCUGAGAGCCGGCGAGUCUGUCAGCCUCCAAGCUCCUGACCUGAGAGCUCGGACAUGUACCGGCGCAGCGCUGCGCCACGGGGCGCAUCACCGCUGGGCGCAAACAAUGACGGUAAAGCUUUACAGCCCUUAGGAACAUUGUUGGGCUCCUGUGCAUUAAUUCUCCAGUCGACUCCACCUCGAGGUGAUGAGACGCAGAGACGAAAAAAAAAAAAAGUGGCGGCGGAUCUCCCAAACGCAGGAUUCACUGUGGAUUCUGCCCAGUGUGGAUGUGAUGGGACUAGCUUUAAGGCCGGGAAAUAACAACCAUAUUCUUACAAUUUGUUCUGACAAUCAGGGCUUUAUUUUUUUCCAGAAGACACACUAUGGACUGGUGGAUAUCUGGACAUGAUGGGACAUGUGUUUUGGGGAAACAUUUAAAGAGAGACAUUUGAGUCAUAUUUGCAAGGCCAGUCGAACUGGAGAAAGAUUUAAGCCUUAUCACUUCCCAUAUACUGAGAUAUUUAAUGAUACUUCUCUUUUUUCCAGUGUAAAUCAGAACCAAUGAAAAAACAUUCACGUUGUUUUGAUUAACGACUUUACAUAAGAAUCAGUUUAUUUUUUCCUUUCUAUAUUUUCUGACGUCUUUAAAUGAAAAUCCAUCAUGUCCCUGUCAAGUUAUUUCUGUGAGCUUCAGGGAUGUGCUUUGUAUGUGUGUGUCUGAGUGUAUGAUCCAGCUGCAUCAUACAGCUCGUCUUCAACACGCUUACUGAUUGUCGUCAAUGUCAUCUCGCUUUUGUCUUGAUCAUAUAUUUGCUUGCAUGUAAAGAGUUGCACUACAUGUUCUUUUCGCAUAAGAAAAAUAGUCCGUUUUCUCCCUUAAUUCUUUCCACUGAAAGAAGCAAAAAUCUUCUACUGAUAGCAGAUGUAUCUGAUUGGGACCAACUCACGCGACCAACACGGACCGUACAGUGAGUUGUUAAUAAUAAAGCUGUCAGCUCUGAAAUCAAACUGCUGCACUCGGACGAAGGGCAGGAGCUUUUUCAGUUUCUUGUGUUUGUGCCAUUAUGUCUAAAAUGUGUCUGAUUCACUUGAUGUGUGUGCCAUCUACUGUACCAAAGUCCAACUGAAAUUACAAAAUUCAUAUCUUUCUGCAGUCUGUUCAAAGUCUGACUGAAAUUCAGCUUACAAACUAGAUCCAGGUUUUUUCGGGCAUAAUCGUCACAGAAUAAUUUUAGGGGUCCGACUGUCAUUUUUGGACUACCCAUGAAGACCUCUUCUGAGGGUAAAACUAAUUUGACUGUAGUUAACAAGUAAAGGAUAAAUGGCGUCAUUAAAGAAAAAUGACCAUUUUAUAUCUAAACUGACAAAUCUCAUAUCCAGUUUUUAAAUGUACGACUGCGUCAACUCACCGAUUAGCCGGAAUAAAUAAUCUGACAUCUCACAAUAACAGGUGGUUGUUAAUCACAUGACCAAAGCACCAUUGUAUGGGUACGCGAUUAGUGGACUGAGCUAACUGCUGUUCCUAAGGUGAAGAAUAAAGCUAAUUAGCACUAUAGCCUAUGUGUUCAGCAAAAGGAAAAUGUGUAAUUCAGUUUCAGUUGGACUUUAAUCUUCCUAAUUAAAUUAUUUCUUUUUAUCUUUUUUUCCUGACGAUGGCAGUGUAUUUGUCGAAUAAUCUCAACUGAGUGUAGUAACACGGUCCCCAGAGGGGGAUUUUAGUGUCUGUAGACUAAAUGUGAGUUAUUUGAGUUUGAGUUGAGUUUGAUUGACCAAAUCUUUGGCCCCUGACAAACUAUUUGAAAAGUUAUUGGCCUGAUAUUCUGUUGUAGAUUCAAGCUCCCCAAAGGAUGAUAUUGUUUUUAGGUCCUUUCCCCGAAGCGUAGGACAAACCUUACUUCAGCUCCAAUAAUAGAAGAAUGGUGGCCUCUCGGGGACCGACAGCAGAGCUGAAGGCUUUUUGUUUUUUAAUCAUUCGCCUCCUCUUUUAAUCUUCUCACUUCCAUUUGUGUUAAAGAACACUGUGUCCCUUUUAUUUUCUCAAUCCCUAUCUGCAUUCGGACAAAAGGCGAGCGGAGCCGAAUCGAUUCGAAUCUCGUAGAAUUUCCACACAGGAUGAGGCCGAACGAGGAGCACGAUGGCGUGGCAGCGUACGUGACGGCCGCGGGCUCAGACAGAAUUAGGUUUGUUGAGGAAUGAACUGUGCCCCCCUCCCCCCGCUGCCAUCCACGCCGCCUCCAUUGACUUGUUGUUGAUUGUGGUAAAUGCUAGUGCCUUUGCUGUAUUGUGAAACUGGAUAUUGAUUGUACUGUUGUACCGACAGGGCCUGGGCCUGGUCAGGCACUCUAUUUAUUAUUGUUGACUCAAAUCAAUCAUAUUUUUCUAUAUAAGUGCUUUAAAUAAAUUUGCCCUUUUUUAAUCA